Schistocerca cancellata (South American locust) is the source of this 2875-nucleotide messenger RNA. Its product is annotated as mitochondrial outer membrane protein SLC25A46-like. The record is from RefSeq and is a predicted model, not a curated record. Gene Ontology annotation, cellular component: mitochondrial outer membrane. The transcript has 8 exons. The coding region runs from base 155 to 1396 and encodes 413 amino acids. Gene Ontology annotation, biological process: mitochondrial membrane fission; mitochondrial fission. Lineage: Eukaryota; Metazoa; Arthropoda; Insecta; Orthoptera; Acrididae.
CAGAAUUAUAUAAGGAAUUGGACACAGGUGCAAAUUGCAUUCGGUAUUUUAAGCCUGAAACGAAAGACCUGCGACUGCACGACUGUUCGUAGUUGUCUGCGUGAUUCUCAUAGGAGAUGUAAACACAAAAUCUGCAACAUCGUUGAUGUAAAACAUGGCUGGUCUUGAAAGAUAUCCAAUAUUGCCAGAUGAUAGCCAACGUACAUGGGAAAGAAUAUAUGAAAGUGCUGGAGCAAGUAAUGAGUUUCGAAAUCUGGCACAUGAUAUUUCGCAGCCCACGGAAAGGUUUAAGCCGGAACGUCCUACCUCAUUUCCCGAUGAUGAUGUUGCGGUACGGAAAUAUAUUGGUGCUGGAGUGGGGUUAGCCAGUCUUAUAACAGAAAAUUUACUUAGUCACCCAUUUGUUGUCCUGCGUCGUCAAUGCCAGGUCCAUAACAACUCUGUUCGGUAUCACCUCCUGCCUGUCACACUGGUGCCUGUCAUGGUCCACUUACACCAACGGCAAGGUUUCACGACGCUAUGGAAGGGGCUAGGCAGUGCCUUGCUUGUCAGAGGAAUGACCUUGGCAGUUGAGGACAUAAUCAGUAAAGUUACACCAUGGCCUAAGGAAAUAACAUGGAAUAGUUCACUGAAAUCUAUUGGCCAACACAUCUUACUGAAAUGUGUCAGCCUAGCUGUGGUGACACCAUUCUACUCUGCGAGCCUCGUGGAGACUGUCCAGAGCGAUAUCGCCAGUGAAAAGCCUGGUGUGCUCGAUGUCUUCCGUGAAGGCUUUUGCCGUCUGUUGAGUUGGAGUGCCCCUCAGAAAGGUCGCAUGCUGCCAGUGUGGGCCCUUGUUGUUCCUACAGUUGCAUAUGGUCUGUUCAGAUAUUUUUUCACCUUGAUUGUACGUGGAACUACUAGCAGGCUGCUUCAUAUCUCCCACAAAUACGAACAGAGAAAACAGGGGGCAUUGUCACGGGAAGUAACUACUCAAGCUACCUCUCAAGACAUUGAGAUGCAUGCUGCACUUUUUGCAGUAUUUGCAGCAGAUGUUGUCUUCUUCCCUCUGGAAACAAUACUACACAGGUUGCACCUACAAGGCACUCGAACUAUUAUUGACAAUCUAGAUACGGGCUUGGAGGUGAUGCCAAUACUAACAAAUUAUGAAGGUGCUGCUGACUGCUAUCGUGCGACCCUGGAACAAGAAGGCACAAUCGGUCUUUACAAGGGCUUUGGUGCCUUGUUACUGCAGUAUGCUGCACACCUUGCCGUUGUGCGUCUGACGAAGAUCACACUCACAAGGCUCUCCGUUUUAUUCCCUCGUCAGCCCCCAAGACAGUCCCCACCUCCAGAAAAUCCUGUCACAACAGGACGAGGUUCAUCUCACAGUUAUGCAGGGUCCUUCAGACAAUGAUUAAUAAAAGAAAUAGUUAAAGAUUUUGUACUGCAGCAAGUUGCACUGUUUGUACUUUGAUUCUUGUACAUAGAAAAGUAUUUUGUAAAUAGCUGUUACAACAAUCAUUGUAUUUGUUGCACAUUUCAAUAUUAUUUACAGGAUUCCUCAUAAAGUUUUGGUAUCCUUAGAACAUGGCCCUCCCAUGUUGACUAAGAUAACACUUGUAUGUGACCAUUGUGUGCAGCAGAAAAAUGAUGAUCAUGUAAAAAUGCAAAGUCUUGCACUGAUGAAAUUUAAUAAAAUAUUGUUGGGCUUCCAGUCACAUGUAGUUGAUAAACCUGCAUAAUCUUACAGCAUCAUUCUCAUCAAUUACUGUAAAAUAGUUGUGAUUGACUGUCGUGUCAUUGACAUCAAUGUCUUUGUGUAAAGUUGCUACCAGCAUAUCACAACCUAUAGCAAUAUAUAAGGAAAUACCAAAAACUACAUGAGAGCUGGUAGCUAUCACGUUGACAAUAGUUAGCAUGUAUGGCCAUAAAGAAAGAAUUUAAUGCAACUGGAAGCCCAAGAUAAUUAUAUGAAAAUGAUUUGGAAAAAAAAACACAUACAAUGCUGGGGAGAGAGAGAGAGAGAGAGAGAGAGAGAGAGAGAGAGAGAAAGAGAGAGGGAUGGUAUGAGAUAUUAUGCCAGGACCUUUUUUAUUGUUUCAGAAUUCUCGUAUUACUGAAUUGUCUGAUUGAUCUAAUAACUGAAUAUGUACACAGUUUGUAAAUACAUACAGAAAUGACUUUUUUUUAAAUUAUAUAGUUGAAAUGUUAGCUGGCAUGAACAUGAUAUAUACAUUUGCUUAUACCAAUUCAUGAAAGGAGAGGAAUUUAUUUCAGUUUGUUAUGGUCUGUGUAUGUUUUCAGAGUCACAUUUUACAGCUCCUCAUAUUUUAAGAUAAUGGUGAAUUCUGUUGUUAUUUUUAAUACUAGCAGACUUUUCACAAGGGUGUUAUUUUUUUAGUGUUAAAAUAGUAAUUGUCAGGCAAGUACAUAAAGGUUCAUUUGUUUGCUCCAGGAGCAUUUUUACUGCAGUCUUUGAAUUACAUUCAACUUGUCAUUGUUAUCUGUCACAAAUUCUGUUUGGUCCAAUAUAAAUGAUUAUAAUUAAAGUAUUAAGAUGGUUAUUUUGAUAAAAAUUCAUUUUCAUUUUCAGAUACAAUGUAGCAAUAAUUUUUAAUUUAUUUGGUUAAUUUUAUUCAUGUGAACCAUAGAUUGUGGAAGGAUGUUAUUGUACACAAUACUGUCAAAGUAAUAUCAGUUAGUCUAGUCAAGCAAUGUGGCUCCAUAUUAAAGCAGUUGCAUUCCAAUCAUGUCUAUGAAAAAACUAAAUUGAAAAGCUUACUUGUGAUAUUUAAGUAAUACUACUAGUCGUAAAUGAAGUGGUAUUCUGUAUGGAACUGAACUUGUUGAAGUUUGACAUGUUAUUUAAUAAAAUUCUUAUUUUGUUGUAAAA